Messenger RNA from Ceratotherium simum simum (southern white rhinoceros), 3926 nucleotides. RefSeq names its product beta-secretase 1 (gene BACE1). NCBI's taxonomy places the organism in Eukaryota, Metazoa, Chordata, Mammalia, Perissodactyla, Rhinocerotidae. The record is from RefSeq and is a predicted model, not a curated record. Gene Ontology annotation, cellular component: trans-Golgi network; endosome; plasma membrane. Gene Ontology annotation, biological process: amyloid-beta metabolic process; membrane protein ectodomain proteolysis. Gene Ontology annotation, molecular function: aspartic-type endopeptidase activity.
AAAACCCUUUGGCUUUGACAGCCGCCGCCACAAGUCUUUCCGCCUCCCCAGCCUGCCUGGGAGCUGGGAGCUGGAUUAUGGUGGCCUGACCAGCAAACGCAGCCGCAGGAGCCCAGAGCCCCUGCCCCUUCCCCCGCUGCCGACCCACCAGGAGGACCAGGAAACCAGCCUCGACGGGCCAUGCCCGCCCCUCCCAGCCCCCCGGGGGGCCGGAGCCGUCCUCUCCCAGACCUCUGCUGAGGCUGGCUGCCGGCGGCCAGAUGUAGCCGGGCUUCGGAUCCGUCUCCUCCCCUUCUCUCUCCCUGCGAAUUUCUCCUGCCCGAUACCCACAGCCUGGACGGCGGGCUGGCUGAGGGGCCUGCAGCCUCCGGAGCCCUGAUGUCUCACAGCUCACGCUCCUAAGAAGCCACUACCGGCACCCAGAGCUGGGGGCAGGCAACAGGGACACGCGGGCCAGAGUGAGCCCAGAGGGCCCGACGGCCAGGGCCCACCAUGGCCCAAGUGCUGCCCUGGCUCCUGCUGUGGAUGGGCGCGGGAGUGCUGCCUGCCCACUGUACCCAGCCUGGUAUCCGGCUGCCCCUGCGAAGUGGGCUGGGAGGCGCCCCCCUGGGGCUGCGGCUGCCCCGGGAGACUGACGAGGAGCCGGAGGAGCCCGGCCGGAGGGGCAGCUUUGUGGAGAUGGUGGACAACCUGAGGGGCAAGUCCGGUCAGGGCUACUACGUGGAGAUGACCGUGGGCAGCCCCCCACAGACGCUCAACAUCCUGGUGGACACAGGCAGCAGUAACUUUGCAGUAGGGGCUGCCCCCCACCCUUUCCUGCAUCGCUACUACCAGAGGCAGCUGUCCAGCACAUACCGGGACCUCCGGAAGGGCGUGUAUGUGCCCUACACCCAGGGCAAGUGGGAGGGGGAGCUGGGCACCGACCUGGUGAGCAUCCCCCAUGGCCCCAACGUCACUGUGCGUGCCAACAUCGCUGCCAUCACUGAAUCAGACAAGUUCUUCAUCAAUGGCUCCAACUGGGAGGGCAUCUUGGGGCUGGCCUAUGCUGAGAUUGCCAGGCCCGAUGACUCCCUGGAGCCGUUCUUUGACUCCCUGGUAAAGCAGACCCACGUUCCCAACCUCUUCUCCCUACAGCUCUGUGGUGCUGGCUUCCCCUUCAACCAGUCAGAAGUGCUGGCUUCAGUUGGAGGGAGCAUGAUCAUUGGGGGUAUCGAUCACUCGCUGUACACAGGCAGCCUCUGGUACACACCCAUCCGGCGGGAGUGGUAUUAUGAGGUGAUCAUUGUGCGGGUGGAGAUCAAUGGACAGGAUCUGAAAAUGGACUGCAAGGAGUACAACUAUGACAAGAGCAUCGUGGACAGUGGCACCACCAACCUUCGUUUGCCCAAGAAAGUGUUUGAAGCUGCUGUGAAAUCCAUCAAGGCAGCCUCUUCGACGGAGAAGUUCCCAGAUGGUUUUUGGCUCGGGGAACAGCUGGUGUGCUGGCAAGCAGGCACUACCCCUUGGAACAUUUUCCCAGUCAUCUCACUCUACCUGAUGGGGGAGGUCACCAAUCAGUCCUUCCGCAUCACUAUCCUUCCACAGCAAUACCUGCGGCCAGUGGAAGACGUGGCCACAUCCCAAGACGACUGUUACAAGUUCGCCAUCUCACAGUCAUCCACAGGCACUGUUAUGGGAGCUGUUAUCAUGGAGGGCUUCUACGUUGUCUUUGAUCGAGCCCGAAAACGAAUUGGCUUUGCUGUCAGUGCCUGCCAUGUGCACGAUGAGUUCAGGACAGCAGCGGUGGAAGGCCCUUUUGUCACCCUGGACAUGGAAGACUGUGGCUACAACAUUCCACAGACAGAUGAAUCAACCCUCAUGACCAUAGCCUAUGUCAUGGCUGCCAUCUGCGCCCUCUUCAUGCUGCCACUCUGCCUCAUGGUGUGUCAGUGGCGCUGCCUCCGCUGCCUGCGCCAUCAGCACGAUGACUUUGCUGAUGACAUCUCCCUGCUGAAGUGAGGAGAUCCAUGGGCAGAAGACAGAGAUUCCCCUGGACCACAUCUGGGUGGUUCACUUUGGUCAUGAGUAGGAGACACAGAUGGCACCUGUGGCCAGAGCACCUCAGGACCCUCACCCACCCACCAAAUGCCUCUGCCUGACAGAAAAGAAGGAAAAGCUGGCAAGGUGGGAUACAGGGAUUGCACCUGUAGGAAACAGGAGAGGGAAGAAAGAAGCGCUCUGGUGGCGGGAACAUUCUUGGUCACCUCAAACUUGAGUUGGGAAAAUUCUGCUGCUUGAAACUUCAGCUCUGAACCUUUGCCCACCAUCCCUUUUGACUCUCUAACCUGAAGUAUUCUUCUUUUCUUAGUUCCAGAAGUAGUGGCAUCACACCCAGGUUACCCCCGUGUGUGUCUCUGCAGAACCCUGGCAGAGAAAGGGCCAAUCUUGUUUCCCUGCUGGCCACAGUCAGCAGGAGAGGAUGCACAGUUUGCUAUUUGCUUUAGAGACAGGGACUGUAUAAACAAGCCUAACAUCGGUGCAAAGACUGCCUCUCUUCAAUUAAACAAAAAAUUAGAUUGGAUAUCUGUACAAAACAGGGCAGUUGGAAGAGGAGGAGAGGCAGUGCAAAGACAGGGAACAGUUGGGAUCAAAGCUAGGAAAGGCAGAAACAUGCCCACUCGCCAGUCCCAGUUUUAGACUUCAUCUCCAAGACAGAAUCCCAUCUCGUAAGAUGGGUGUUGGUUCCCAAUGUUUUCUUCUCUGUGGUUGCAGCCUGACCAAAAGUGAGAUGGGAAGAAGGGCUUACUUAGCCAAAAAGCUCUAUUUAGCUCUCUUAAAUGAAAAGUGCCCACUAAGAGGUUCCAUCCAACAAACAAAUUUCUACCUUAAUAAUUCCACUUGUCCCUACCUGAACCUUUUACUCUACAUAUGAUAGGCAGCACUGAACUACCCCAACCCCGCUAAGUCCCAGGUGCCCUGUGGGAAAGCAGCUGGAAUACAGCAAACACAGCAGGGCUGGGCUUUGUCUUCCUGGUUACAUGUUCACUCCCUCCCCCAAAUCCCUAUUCCUCUGGAGCUUUGCAGCUGAGGUGCUAAGAAUAGAUAGGAGACCUCUCCUACCUAAUCUUCAAAAGCAGAAUCCUGAAGAUUCAUCCAGCAGGUAUAGGGUUGAUGCCUUGUACCUCUGCCUGGAUUUCUUCCUGAUCAGCUGUAAGUAGUAGUAAGAUCUUACCAUAACACAGAGCAGUUUCACUGCCCUCUCACCCUCUCUAAUGUCCCUCCAUUUACUUGGCUAAGGCAUCCCACAGGGGCACUAGUAUUACACCACGAGUGUCAGGAACACAGGGCAUUCUGGCUCUACAUCAUCGCCUUCACUAUCAAGGCUGCCUGAAGCAAGGAUGGCAGCCUCAGGGCUUCCUUAAUUCUUUCACCACAAGAGCCCCUGGAUGGAGGCCAUCCUCUUCCCGUAUCCUACUCUCUACUCCCCACUUCGAAUAGUACUUGGGUUCCCAGGCUGGUUCUUGGGCUACGUAGUGGGGACCAAGUUCAUUUCCUCCCUAUCAGUUCUAACACAGUCGACUAUGAUACCAGUGUUAGCACGAAGAGCUGAAUUUUCAUGGUAUACCCGCUGGAUCCUAUUCCUAUCUGGUCAACACACUGCUUCCAGGUAUGGGACUUGCUGAAUGUGGAAUUACCUGAUGAGGGAGAGGGAAAUACAAAAAAGGCCUCUGGAGAUCCUGGCCUCAGCCAGCUGCCCACAAGCCAUAAACCAAUAAAACAAGAAUACUGAGUCACAGUUUUUAUCUGGGUUCUCUUCAUUCCCACUGCACCUGGUGCUGCUUUGGCUGACUGGGAACACCCCAUAACCACAAAGACCGACAGGAAGACUGGAGACUGUCCACUUCCAGCUCGGAACCUACUGUGUAAAUAAACUUCCAGAAUUGCUA